This is a messenger RNA of Penicillium griseofulvum, 762 nucleotides long. RefSeq names its product ribulose-phosphate 3-epimerase RPE1. The record is from RefSeq and is a predicted model, not a curated record. Gene Ontology annotation, cellular component: cytosol. NCBI's taxonomy places the organism in Eukaryota, Fungi, Ascomycota, Eurotiomycetes, Eurotiales, Aspergillaceae. Gene Ontology annotation, molecular function: metal ion binding; D-ribulose-phosphate 3-epimerase activity. Gene Ontology annotation, biological process: pentose-phosphate shunt, non-oxidative branch; carbohydrate metabolic process; pentose-phosphate shunt. The transcript has 3 exons. The coding region runs from base 1 to 762 and encodes 253 amino acids.
AUGGCACCACCAGCUAUCAUCGCCCCCUCCAUCCUCAGCGCCAACUUCGCCGAUCUAGGCCAUGACUGCUCUAAGAAGAUGGAGCAGGGCGCAGACUGGCUGCACGUUGACAUUAUGGACGGUCACUUCGUACCAAAUAUGACAAUCGGCUGCCCCGUCGUAUCUCAAAUCCGCGGCUGUGUCGAUCGACCCUCCGAACCCUGCGGUCGUGGCACUUUCGAUUGCCAUAUGAUGAUUAUGGAGCCGCACAAAUGGGUCGGAGAGUUUAAGAAAGCCGGUUGCGAUCUCUACUGUUUCCACUAUGAAGCUGCAGUUUCCUCCGUCGCCGCCAAAGAUCCUACAGAUAAAGAAACAACCGCUCGUACAAGCCCUAAGCAACUCAUUCGUUAUAUCCACGAGGAAGGUAUGCAGGCUGGUAUCGCGAUUAAGCCAGAUACCCCCGUCGAUGUAUUGUGGGAUAUUAUUGAGAGCGAGGACCCCGCGGAACGACCGGACAUGGUUCUGGUCAUGACUGUGCAUCCCGGUUUCGGCGGUCAGAAAUUCAUGGCUUCAGAGCUUCCUAAGGUCACCGCUCUGCGCCAACGUUACCCCGAUCUGAAUAUUGAAGUCGACGGUGGUCUUGGUUUGGGUACAAUUGACCAGGCUGCUGAUGCGGGAGCUAAUGUGAUUGUUGCUGGAUCUGCGAUUUUCGGCGCGCAAGAUCCUGCCGACGUCAUCGCGAAGCUGCGCGAGGCUGUCCAGAAGCGUCGCGGGGUGGAGUAG